This is a messenger RNA of Danio aesculapii, 2047 nucleotides long. RefSeq names its product potassium voltage-gated channel, shaker-related subfamily, member 1b (gene kcna1b). Gene Ontology annotation, cellular component: neuronal cell body; juxtaparanode region of axon; voltage-gated potassium channel complex. Gene Ontology annotation, molecular function: delayed rectifier potassium channel activity; protein binding. Gene Ontology annotation, biological process: protein homooligomerization; potassium ion transmembrane transport. The record is from RefSeq and is a predicted model, not a curated record. NCBI's taxonomy places the organism in Eukaryota, Metazoa, Chordata, Actinopteri, Cypriniformes, Danionidae.
GGAGCACUGCAAGUUUGCUGUUGUCUGACGGCAGUAGGGAUGUGUACCGCGGAUGUUUUAUAUUCUCGCCGUGCGAAUGCGAGGCUGUAAUAUGAGGCUCCGAGAUCUAUUUUAAUAACGCACAGGAGGUUUUUUUUUUUUUUUGCUCCUUGCGCAGAUCUUUCCUCCACAGCUCCUCAAGCUGACUGCCCACGCUAGGACACAAAGAGGACCCAGAAGUGCUCGGUUGGACAUGGAGAUGGUGGCCAUUUGGAGGAGCGUGAUGCUGCUGGAUGUCCUGUUGGAUCGCUGACUCCUCAGACUGCAGGACACCGGAUGAAUCCUCAACCCUCCUGAGCGUCCACUGCCAUCCAGCACUGCGAGUCUGAGCUCCAGGAUGACUGUGGUGGUUGCUGGAGACAACAUGGACGAGACCUCUUCCACCCUGCAGGGCCACCCGCAGGACUCACAGUAUUCGCCUGAGUGCUGCGAGAGAGUCGUCAUCAACAUCUCCGGGCUGCGAUUCGAAACGCAGCUCAAGACGCUGGCCCAGUUCCCCAACACACUCCUGGGAAACCCCAAGAAAAGGAUGCGCUACUUCGACCCUUUAAGGAACGAGUAUUUCUUUGAUAGAAAUCGGCCGAGCUUCGACGCCAUCCUCUACUACUAUCAAUCAGGGGGAAGGUUAAGACGUCCUGUUAACGUACCCUUGGAUAUGUUCUCCGAGGAAAUUAAGUUCUACGAGCUUGGAGAAGAAGCCAUGGAAAAGUUUCGAGAGGAUGAAGGCUUUAUUCGUGAGGAAGAGCGCCCCCUGCCGGAUAACGAGUUUCAGAGGCAGAUCUGGCUGCUUUUUGAGCAUCCCGAAAGCUCGGGACCUGCAAGAGGGAUUGCCAUAGUGUCCGUCAUGGUUAUUCUUAUUUCUAUUGUUAUUUUUUGUUUGGAGACGUUACCCGAGUUGAAGGAGGACCCGCAGGGACGUCUCCAGGUGAUUGGGAACAGCACGUUCUACUACAAACCAAAUAUUCUCACCGACCCGUUCUUCGUUGUGGAGACGCUCUGCAUAAUCUGGUUUUCUUUCGAGUUGAUCGUCCGCUUCUUCGCUUGCCCGAGCAAACCUGCCUUCUUCAAAAACAUGAUGAACACCAUCGACGUGGUGUCCAUCAUCCCGUACUUCAUAACGCUGGGAACGGAGAUGGCGGAGGAUCCCGAAGGCGGGAAGGAGGCGAAGGGCGGAGGCGAGCAGGCGACAUCUCUGGCCAUUCUCAGGGUUAUCCGCUUGGUCAGGGUGUUUCGGAUAUUUAAGCUUUCCAGACACUCCAAGGGCCUUCAGAUCUUGGGGCAGACUCUGAAAGCUAGCAUGCGGGAGUUGGGACUGCUCAUCUUUUUUCUGUUCAUCGGAGUCAUCUUGUUUUCCAGCGCCGUCUACUUCGCUGAAGCCGAAGAGAAGGAUUCGUUUUUCACAAGCAUCCCCGACGCCUUCUGGUGGGCGGUGGUUUCCAUGACUACCGUGGGGUAUGGAGACAUGUACCCUGUGACUAUCGGGGGCAAGAUAGUAGGCUCUCUAUGUGCCAUAGCUGGAGUGCUAACCAUUGCACUUCCAGUGCCUGUGAUUGUGUCCAACUUCAACUAUUUCUAUCACAGAGAGACAGAAGGAGACGAGCAGGCGCAGCUCCUCACGGUGAGCAAUCCCAACAUCGCGUCCGACACUAACUCCAGUCGCCGCAGCUCGUCCGUCAUGAUUGAAAAUAAAUAUCUCUCUCUCGAGUCAGUGAACAAUGCAAUUAAGAACUUUGCAUACACUUUCUCUGACAAAACUAACAGACCUCAGCAAAUUCCAAAGGCUUUUGCCACGAAAGGAACAAUUGUCGAUGUCGAAUACCGCCUGCGACAGGGUAACCUGGCCUAUCUCAAGGACACCACAUACCUCAAAAUGACCAAAGAACUUAAGCAUGACAUCCUGGAAAAACUGGCGGAAACUAUGUUUAGCUUCAAAGCCUAUCCAACAAAUGAUGACUAUGCACAGGUUGCUGCUGCUCUGAUCCAGGAUGAGAAACUUGGGACACCCUGA